GACAUAAUGUGGAUUCGAAAAAAAUGAUUGAAUAUAUUGAUUCAAGAAUUUGGAGAAAUAAAGCCAUUAUAAGUGUUAGUUUAGAUAAACCUUAUAAAAAAGGAUUGGAAAAUUUAAUAAAAAAGGCCGACGUCAUCUUUUUUUCCCAAAUUUUUGCUGAAAGUAAAGGUUAUAAUCGUGUGGCUGCUUUUGACUUUUUAAAAUUUAUGGGUAGAUUUUGUAAAGAAACUGCCUAUUUAUUUUGUACAUGGGGAUCAUCAGAGGCAAUGUUUUAUAACAAUAAAACCAAAAGAAUUUAUGCCGCGUCUGCACUACAAGUACCAAUUAUAAUUGAUAGUGUAGGAGUAGGUGAUACAUUCAUCGCUUGUGCAAUAUACAGUCUAGUUCAAG
This is a messenger RNA of Racocetra persica, 390 nucleotides long. The record is from the annotation of a GenBank genome assembly. NCBI's taxonomy places the organism in Eukaryota, Fungi, Glomeromycota, Glomeromycetes, Diversisporales, Gigasporaceae.